AAACACACCGCCCUGCUGCGGAACUAACAGGAGAGGAGACUUGUAUUCUAAAGGCAAAAACUAGAUUUUUGGUUGUUCUGAUCGAGAGAAAAAAAUAACUAUCUGAUUUAUUCUGUACCGGGGAAAGCUGGAUAUUUCUCCCGUCUUUAUUGUCAUUUGAUUUGGUGGCUUAGUGUGCGUCCAGGAUCCUAAACGCUAUGGAUGUCUAUGGGGAGCUUGAGGACGUGGCCUUGGCGCUGGAGAAGGUGGCGUUGAUGGGUUGCCAUGCGCCCGAAGUUCCGAAUGGAAAGAAAGAGAAUUCGAACACAGACAUACUAAGGAUAAAGGAACAGAUGUCUAAUCAGUGCUUUGAAAUGAUGGUAAAAAUCAGAGCGAGUAAAAGUAAAAUCCAUGGAGAAAGUUCAGAUGCAGAAAAAGAUGAGUCUGAAUAUGAAAAUGAGAUUGAGGAGGCUAAAAUCAGUCACUGCAACAAGACACUGGCCUUGCACAGAAUGCAGGUCUGGAAGGCUGUCUCUGAUAAACUGAAGCAGAGUGAUACAGAGGCUGAUGCAAUGAGGGCAACAACCAAAUACACGCAGGACCUGUGCUCAAAAAUAAUGAAGCUUCAGCAGGAAUCACGUGAACUUCAGGACCAGAUCAUUGGGCUGCAGAAACAGAAGCUUGAACUGAAGAGGCUCACUCACGAGAAGAUGAGGGAGAUGGAGGAGCUGAAGAGGGUGAGGGAGCAUCCGGAGGAGGGGAAGUACAGCAAGGUCCUGCAGAAAGCCCAGUCCGUCCUGGAGAAGUACCAGAAAAUGACCACGGUCACACAGAACGUACUGCGGGGAGUGAUCCUGGCCAGCAGGAUCCACUGGAGAGAUGACCCCAAACUCCGAGACAUCGCCCUUGGGCUGGAGAGCAUGCCGGAUUCCGAUUGAAGGCGUCCGCUUUUUCUCCACCUGUCAGAUUAAAAUGUUAAUUUAUACAACCGUUUUAUAUGUCCGUCUUCAAAUAUUGUUUUGUUAGCUUUAUAUUGCAACCCUUUUGUAAAAAA
Anguilla anguilla (European eel) is the source of this 1033-nucleotide messenger RNA. It is a transcript of the gene cenph, whose product is annotated as centromere protein H. The transcript has 10 exons. Gene Ontology annotation, molecular function: kinetochore binding. Gene Ontology annotation, biological process: kinetochore assembly; chromosome segregation; mitotic spindle organization. Gene Ontology annotation, cellular component: nucleus; kinetochore. Lineage: Eukaryota; Metazoa; Chordata; Actinopteri; Anguilliformes; Anguillidae. The record is from RefSeq and is a predicted model, not a curated record. Bases 198 to 917 code for a protein of 239 amino acids.